Acanthopagrus latus (yellowfin seabream) is the source of this 2201-nucleotide messenger RNA. RefSeq lists its product as uncharacterized. NCBI's taxonomy places the organism in Eukaryota, Metazoa, Chordata, Actinopteri, Spariformes, Sparidae. The record is from RefSeq and is a predicted model, not a curated record. The coding region runs from base 355 to 1884 and encodes 509 amino acids. The transcript has 8 exons.
AAAGUUUGAGCGCGAGCAGCGGGAAGCAGCACCGAAGAGAGGCAGCACGGAGGACUGCAGAAAGUUGGACCUAGCGGCAACAGUCAGCCUCAUUGGACUUACUUUUCAAGAAGUUACAACAGAGUAAAGGAAGACAACUGGGGAUGUGAUGAAGAUAUCAGACAAUGUUGCAAAAAGAAAGAUCUAGAAAACAUCUACGGUCCUAUGAGCUGUCAACUGCAGACACAAGCCUGUCAAUCCACCUGCAGUCUGGACUCAACGAUACAGUCCCUCUCUCGGCAUACAAGAUAGAUGGCUUGCUGCUGCUGACCCCCAAGCGGUUCAUUCAAGUGAGACAGAACUGAAUUCAGCACAAUGGCAGCUGCAACCCCACAACAACCACUGGUUCUUCGUGUUGUUGAGACAGACCGGGCUAGAAAAUUAAAACUCAGCUCACGACCAGCCUCUGUUGAUGCACUGAUCAACAUUAUAAAAGAGCAGCUGGAUAUUGACCUUGACUUCAGUUUGCUUUAUGAAGAUCCAGACUUUGAUGGGAAACUUACUUCCCUUGCAGACAUUGAGGAAUUACCACAAAAAGCUGUUGUGCACAUCUCACUUUCACAAGACUCCAGCUCUAUUGCAUCUACUGAUGUACUUUCAGAUGUGUCAUCUCCAGAACGUCUCAGCAGGUGGCCUCCAGGUCCUUUUCCAGUUCCCACAUUUGCAUUUGAUGUUGAACUGAAACUUAGAGAUGGAAAUGCAGAAUAUGAGAGGAACAACAGACACGUUAAGCUGACAAGAGACCUAAAGCACGACAUUUUAGAAAAGCUUGCAUCUACUAUAUAUGGUUUUAAGGCCUACCCAAGUGAUAAAGAGGUUGCAAUGGUUGCCGAGGCUCUUGUAGCCAAACAUCCCUGCUUGAAGGAAGCAGGAUCUGAGACUGGCUGGAAUGGAUGGAAAUACAGCAUCAAGUUUAAGAUGGGCAAUUACAGGAACAAGAUGAGACGGGCUGGAUGUCAGGAGGUCACUGUUAAUGCUGGAAAAAGAAGUAGAAGUAAUCCUGAUAAUGAACCUUCACAUUCCAACAUUAAAAGACCCAAGCGCGCAGAAGUCAACUUCCUACCUAACUUUCCCCAAGGAAAGGAUCCUUCAAGCCUUGAGCAGUUGAGGCAGACAAUUGUUGAAGAAGUCAAGAAGACUGAGACGAACCUGCCCCUCAUUAGAAAGAUGAUGGAGACCACAUUUCCUCUGCGCCGACAGACCAUAGUGAUGUCCUGCCCACCAGUGAACGAGCUCAUGGAUCUCUGGCCUGCUCUCAAAAUAGAGUCUGAGUUGUAUGCAGAGUUCCAGCGGAUUACGAAUCAGAACCUGCCCAACACAUUCUAUGCUGAGCUUGACCGCCAUCUUCCUCGACUGAUGACCUUAUUCAGACAGAAGGCAUCAAAAACUGGGAAGACAGCAGAUGUCCUGGCUGAAAUUUUAAAAAUCCAUGAUGAACAGGAAAUGCAUGACAUCCACACCAAGCGCACUACCGUUCUCCACGCCCUUCCUGUGUAUCUGCGCGAGGACGUCUCUGGAGUUUUCAGAACCUGCACAGACGAGUCUGAUGAGCCAGAGCUUGAUGGUGUUGCAGUGGCCCUCCUUACUGUCAUCAGUGACCAUAACACAAGUCCAGUUCACUACCAGCCUGUGAAAAUCUCUGUUGUCAUUGAAAGUGAUGCCGUGGUCAGUCUCCCCAGAUUUGGCGAUGCCUUCCUGGUAUUGUUUGGACUCAUCUAUGCACUACACCUCAGCUAUCCCAAAGCACUGACCAACACUUUUGAAUUCACUCAAAAGAUUUUACUUGGUCUAGAAAGUGGUAAACUGUCACCCAGGUUGCAGACCCUCCAGAAUGAGUUGAUGUAGAAACUCAUCUGAAAGAAGAAUGCAGGGUAAAGCAUUUCAAAGUAGUUGAGUAGCAGUUCAAAGUUCUCUUUUUGUCUAAAUACUGCCUCAAAGGGUACUAUACUCUGCAGGUGUUCAGCCAAUAGGCCCAAACUACACAAUGUGCCUUUGUUCUCAUUAAUAUAAUGCAAAAGUAACACUAAUGUUUUGUAUGGUUUAAUGUUUUUCGUAAUGAUAUUUCUCAACCAUUGUGGGCUGUGCAAGAUGACCCAAAUUUCACUGUACAUUUGUUACUGGUUAAUGUAAAAACAAUUACAUUUCAGAGUUUUAAGUGAAAA